AUGACGGAUAUCCCAACAGUCAAGGCUGCAUUCAAUGCCGCCGAUCAGUUUUUGCAUCCCAUUUUAGAUCGAGAUGAAAUUCGCAAGAGGCCUGGAAACUCGAUUGUUGAAAUUCUAAGUCGGCAUCCGUCAACCUCCAGCACAGACGAUGAUUCACAGGCUCGCUUUUCGGUAAUAGAAGAAGCACUUCAACAUCUUGAGAGCAUCCAUAGCGCCCUUGUGUCUGCGGUAAAUGCUCGCGAUGAGUCUCAGCAACAACUGGAAGAUGCUCGUGAAGAUGCCAAGAGACGUCGAGUUAUCUAUACGCUACUGGACUUGAUUUCCAUCGAGGGUGUAUACCCAUGCCUGUCUACAGGUGUCGGGAUACCAUUGGAAAAGAGAGUGAUCUCCAACCUGCCCACGGGUGUUGUUGCUAGACAGGCUCCUGAAAUGACCAGCGACAAGCCACGGAAUGAGGUGCUUCUUUAUCGAAUUUUACUGGCAUUGACAAGUAUCUUGCUAAAUGAGUCCGAUGGAGGAAUUCAAUCCUUGCUUCAAGGACGAGUCUUGAGCGAUGUCAUAAGUGCUGCUGCUGAUCUUGCAUUCAACUCGCGUCAAAUAUCUGAUGGAGAGAGGAUUAACGCGCAACAGAUAUUUGAGAAAAUUAUUGCUGAGACUCCCACCUCUCUUCUAUUACCCAUACUUUCCUCAUUUCUACAGCCAAAUGCAGCGCCAUGGUUUAAGGCUUUGAUCUCCAGUCGUAUAUCGAAACUUGCUUUGCGGAGUGAUGGAGUCAUUCACAUCAUAUGGUUCCUCGCCUCUCAAUUCGCUCCUGCACUAGGAGAAGGUGUAGAUGCCUCGGAGCCAUCUUCCAAUGGACCUCCUAUCACUGUCCAGGCCAUUAUGCAAAUUUCCAAGUUGCUAUCGUCUGUUCCGCAAGAUACUGAUCCGACAUAUUACUUCGAGGCUAUCGCCCCGCAACUUCUGACCUUGAUUGAUAGCGAAGAUGCCGACCUUAAACGCACUGCAGCAUAUGUGGUGGGUAACGGAAUUCUAGGAAAGAAGGCAUAUGGUUCUCCGGGCACCAUCGGUCACUCUAUCUUCGUGGAGCCUCUAUUCAAAGCAAUGACUGGAACAGUAGAUACAAAGGCUAGCAAGUGGCUCAAGUUUUUUGGUCCUCAAGGUCAGGCUACAAUGCAGCCGUAUACAGCUCCAACCGAUAUCCUAGUUGAGGGAUCAACGCUAUCACUAGCUUUAGACAGAUUGAGCGUCAUGGCUUUACAGCACCCCAAUCCUGGGCUAGUCAAGCGCUUAGUCCAGCCGAUUUUACUUCCCUUGUGGGGCUUGACGUGCUUCACUCAACCCAGGAAGGACGAAAAGGUCUUAUACGACAAAAGCUGGGCGCUGCUGCAGACUUUCUUUACUCUAUCACCAGGCUUUCCUUCCUAUCUGAAAUUGGCCGAUAAUCUUCUGUGGGACGGAAGCAUCAACUGGACGUAUAAAGAAGGCACUCGCGGUGAUGUGAAUCUAAUCAAACGUGAAGCAUCUGAAUUCGAUAUAAUCAAAUUGCUGGACGAACUGGACUUGCAUGCAGACAAUUUCUCAAAGCUACUCGGUUGCGACCCUCGAAGUGAGGAUCGUACAAGUGAUGUCUUCCUCCAUGUCAGCGAGCGGUGGCUGAUUGACUCAUCAAAACAAACGGUUGAUGCCCUCAAUCUUCUGGACAACUUACAACUAGAUCCCAGGACGGAAUCAAAUGCUAUCGUGGCAAAGUUGGUCAGUGCCAAAAUAGCUGAAAAGCUUCUUAGUGACUUCAAGGAUACUUUGUCCCGACGGCCACUGAAAAUCCUCGAGCUCGCACAACAAAUUAUACAAAGCGAGCUCAAAGCGAUGCAUGACAGAGGUCGAAGAAGAAGAAUACGUGAAAGUGGGAAAGCAUCUCUUGAAUCUCUAGCCAAUAUUGCAACAAGGUCUGUUGAUAUACAAGCAGCUGAAAACGAAGACGAUGACCAGAAUACUUCAGAGACGCUUUCUGCUACAUUCAGUCUUCUAUCUAGCAUUUUGUCAUCUCCUGAAUUUGUAAUGUCGCGAUCAAUUCUUCCCUUGUUAUCAGAAAUCAAGUCGCAAUUAGAUGAAUUGCGUCCGAGUCUUACACCUGCUUUAUCGAAAGCAGGUUUCACAGCUUCUAUGCUACUGGAAAUUCAGAUAGAGUCUCCUGAUGGAACACAGAAAACAAAUGAGUCGACUCCACCACAAAACACAGACCUGGAAAUGCACCACCAGGCCUUGAAGGAUAUUACAUCCCCGCUGCCACCAGUACAAGCAGAAGGUCUUUCACUACUAUCCAAACUCAUCUCCAAAUCCUCCCCCGUGCUCGACAUUCCUUCCACAAUGACCCUUUUGCUAUCAAUCAUAACCGGUCAAAGUUCCGAAACUGCCGCAAAUGAAGAAUUUAUUUAUUUGAAUGCAAUCAAACUCAUCGGCCAGUUGGCAUCAAACCAUCCGCGUACUGUCAUCAAGACCCUCGUGGAUCAGUACGCCGAUAGAAACGAGGAAAGAACACUAGAUCAACGACUCAAGAUUGGAGAGUCGUUACUCCGCACAGUUGAAGAUCUAGGCGAAGCUCUGACGGGUGAGGCCGCACGCAUCAUCGGCGAGGGCAUGAUAUCCGUCGCCGGCCGACGCGGAUCCAAACCUCAAACCCAAAAGGCUCGAAGACAACAAAUCGAAAAGGAGCAACGAGAAAAGGAGCGCAAAGAGCGAGAAAACAACCUCAAUUUGCCAGCGGGUUGGAAAGUGUCCUCGCCCGCUCUGCAUGAUACAGCGAUGGAUAUCGAGACACUGCUUCCGGACAACGAAGACUCUGAGACCGAGACACCCGAGCAAGCAGCUCAUUCAGCAAGCAUCAUUUCAGCCUGGGCUUCCGGCGCCGCCUCAGACAUCGAACCAGAUGACAUCCGCGUCCGGGCUUCGGCAAUCUCCAUCCUCGCAAGUGCGAUACAAACUAAUCUAGCCGGUCUAGGACCAAGUCUUGCAUCUUCGGCUGUUGAUCUCGCGUUGUCAACAAUGAGACUCGAAACAGGGCCCGAGAGCGCAAUUUUACGACGUGCCAGUGCAGUUUUACUCCUCGAUUUGAUCAAAGCUAUGGAUACAGAUCUACAAACUGGAUCGAAGAAACUCGGUUUCGGCUUUUCGAUCAGUGCAGAGGACUAUCCUCUAGACGAGCCAGCUUCCUUGCGCGGCCCGACUACGAUUGGGAAUAUACCUAGUAUUCUAAAUACGUUGAGAUAUGUGGAAAGUCAAGAGACUGAUGUUGUUGUUCGGGGUCAUGUACGCGUGUUAGUGGAAAACCUGGAAACAUGGAUGGAGAAGUGUUUACUCUGGGGUAUUAAUGCGCAGUCUUCUAUGAGAGGGGGUGGUGAACAGGAUCUACAUUUGGGUGAUAGAAUUGCUGGGCUGGAUCUUGAUCCGUUGGCUUCUACACCACGACCUAGAAUUGAAGAGAUUGAGUGA
Molecule: messenger RNA, 3492 nt
Organism: Talaromyces marneffei
Lineage: Eukaryota; Fungi; Ascomycota; Eurotiomycetes; Eurotiales; Trichocomaceae
Exons: 3
Coding region: 1-3492 (1163 amino acids)
Biological process (GO): protein secretion
Source: RefSeq, a predicted model, not a curated record